Messenger RNA from Trichechus manatus latirostris (Florida manatee), 1775 nucleotides. Its product is annotated as CTP synthase 1-like. Gene Ontology annotation, molecular function: CTP synthase activity; identical protein binding. Gene Ontology annotation, cellular component: cytoplasm; cytoophidium. Lineage: Eukaryota; Metazoa; Chordata; Mammalia; Sirenia; Trichechidae. The record is from RefSeq and is a predicted model, not a curated record. Gene Ontology annotation, biological process: CTP biosynthetic process; pyrimidine nucleobase biosynthetic process.
UUCUGGUUUUUAAAUUGACAGAGAUAUAUUUUAUCUAUAGUUUUUCUUUCUCCCAGGUCAAAAUUAAAAUGAAGUACAUUUUAGUUACUGGCGGUGUCAUGUCAGGAAUUGGAAAAGGAAUCAUUGCCAGCAGUGUGGGCACAAUACUGAAGUUAUGUGGUUUACAUGUAACGUCAAUUAAAAUUGACCUGUACAUUAAAAUUGACGCAGGAACGUUCUCUCCGUGUGAGCAUGGGGAAGUUUUUGUGUUGGAUGAUGGUGGGGAAGUAGACCUUGUGGGUAACUAUGAGCGGUUCCUUGACAUCCACCUCACCAAGGACAAUAAUCUGACCACUGGAAAGAUAUACAAGCACGUCAUUAACAAAGAACACAAAGGAGAUUACUUGGGGAAAACUGUCCAAGUUGUCCCUCACAUCACGGAUGCAGUCCAGGAGUGGGUAAUGAGACAGGCGUUAGUUCCUGUAGAUGAAGAUGGCCUGGAACUUCAAGUGUGUGUUAUUGAGCUCGGUGGAACAGUGGGAGAUAUAGAAAGCAUGCCUUUUAUUGAAGCUUUCCGUCAAUUCCAAUUCAAAGUGAAAAGAGAGAACUUUUGUAAUAUUGUCGUCAGUCUAGUCCCUCAGCCAAGUUCAACAAGUGAACAAGUUCAGGAGAGGAGUAAACCCACUCGGGAUAGUGUUCAGACACUUAGAGGACUUGGACUUUCCCCAGAUCUGAUUGUGUGCAGGUGCUCAGAUCUUCUUGAAACAUCAGUGAAAGACAAAAUAGCGAUGUUCUGCCAGGUUGAACCUGAGGAAGUCAUCUGUGUCCAGGAUGCCUCAUCUAUCUACCAAGUCCCCUUGUUAUUAGAAGAACAAGGGGUUGUAGAUUAUUUUCUUCGAAGACUCAAUCUCCCUAUUGAGAGGCAGCCACAAAAAAUGCUGAUGAAGUGGAAAGAGAUGGCUGACAAAUAUGAUUGCUUGCUGGAGACCUGCUCUAUUGCCCUUGUGGGCAAAUACACUAAGCUCCCCGACUCAUACUCCUCUGUCACUAAAGCUCUAGAGCAUUCCACCCUGGCCAUCAACCACAAGUUGGAAAUCAAGUACAUAGAUUCUACAGACCUGGAGCCGAGCACCUUACACGAAGACCCCACCCACUACCACGAAGCGUGGCAGAAGCUCUGCAGUGCUCAUGGAGUGCUGGUUCCAGGAGGGUUUGGAGUUCGAGGAACGGAAGGAAAAAUCCAAGCAAUCGGCUGGGCUCGAAAACAGAAAAAGCCUUUUUUGGGUGUGUGCUUAGGAAUGCAGCUGGCUGUGGUUGAAUUCUCAAGAAAUGUGCUGGGAUGGCAAGAUGCCAAUUCUACAGAGUUUGACUCUAAGACAAGUCACCUCGUGGUCAUAGACAUGCCGGAGCACAAUCCCGGGCAGAUGGGCGGAACCAUGAGGUUGGGCAAGAGGAGAACCUUGUUCCAGACCAAGAACUCAGUCAUGAGAAAACUCUAUGGUGAUCCGGAAUUCGUGGAGGAGAGGCACCGCCACAGAUAUGAGGUAAAUCCAGUCUUGAAAAAGUGUUUGGAAAAGCAAGGCUUGAAGUUUGUUGGCCAAGAUAUGGAAGGAGAGAGAAUGGAAAUUGUGGAGUUAGAAGAUCAUCCUUUUUUUGUUGGGGUUCAGUACCACCCUGAGUUCCUGUCAAGACCUAUCAAGCCUUCCCCGCCCAAUUUGGGCCUUCUCCUGGCCGCGAUAGGGAGGCUCUCACAUUGCCUCCAGAAAGACUGCUGGCUCUCGCCCAAUGAUGAAUAA